Pecten maximus is the source of this 2142-nucleotide messenger RNA. RefSeq names its product suprabasin-like. Lineage: Eukaryota; Metazoa; Mollusca; Bivalvia; Pectinida; Pectinidae. Bases 1 to 2142 code for a protein of 713 amino acids. The record is from RefSeq and is a predicted model, not a curated record. The transcript has 7 exons.
AUGUUUUACGGACAGAAACAUCCAAUGAGCCUUGCUCAGUGUUUUAUGGACGAGGAGGAGAGGGUAAAUGGUGGUAAACAGAAGGAGAGGAUAAAUGGUGGUACAGAGGAGGAGAGGGUAAAUUGUGGUAAACAGAAGGAGAGGGUAAAUGGUGGUAAAGACAAGGAGAGGGUAAAUGGUGGUAAAGACAAGGAGGGGGCAAAUGGUGGUAAAGACAAGGAGAGGGUAAAUGGUGGUAAACAGAAGGAGAGGGUAAAUGGUGAUAAAGAGGAGGAGAGGGUAAAUGGUGGUAAAGACAAGGAGAGGGUAAAUGGUGGCAAACAGAAGGAGAGGAAGGAGAGGGUAAAUGGUGGUAAACAGAAGGAGAGGGUAAAUGGUGGUAAACUGAAGGAGAGGGUAAAUGGUGGUAAAGAGGAGGAGAGGGUAAAUGGUGGUAAAGAGGUGGAGAGGGUAAAUGGUGGUAAACAGGUGGAGAGGGUAAAUGGUGGUAAACUGAAGGAGAGGGUAAAUGGUGGUAAAGAGGAUGAGAGGGUAAAUGGUGGUAAACUGAAGGAGAGGGUAAAUGGUGGUAAACAGAAGGAGAUGGUAAAUGGUGGUAAAGAGGAUGAGAGGAAGGAGAGGGUAAAUGGUGGUAAACAGAAGGAGAGGGUAAAUGGUGGUAAAGAGGAGGAGAGGGUAAAUGGUGGUAAACAGAAGGAGAGGGUAAAUGGUGGUAAACAGAAGGAGAGGGUAAAUGGUGGUAAAGACAAGGAGAGGGUAAAUGGUGGUAAAGAGGAGGAGAGGGUAAAUGGUGGUAUAGAGGAGGAGAGGGUAAAUGGUGAUAAAGAGGAGAGGGUAAAUGGUGGUAAAGAGGAUGAGAGGGUAAAUGGUGGUAAACAGAAGGAGAGGGUAAAUGGUGGUAAAGAGGAGGAGAGGGUAAAUGGUGGUAAACAGAAGGAGAGGGUAAAUGGUGGUAAACAGAAGGAGAGGGUAAAUGGUGGUAAAGAGGAGGAGAGGGAGAGGGUAAAUGGUGGUAAAGAGGAGGAGAGGGUAAAUGGUGGUAUAGAGGAGGAGAGGGUAAAUGGUGGUAAACAGAAGGAGAGGGUAAAUGGUGGUAUAGAGAAAGAGAGGGUAAAUGGUGGUAAACAGAAGGAGAGGGUAAAUGGUGGUAAAGACAAGGAGAGGGUAAAUGGUGGUAAACAGAAGGAGAGGGUAAAUGGUGGUAAACAGAAGGAGAGGGCAAAUGGUGGUAUAGAGAAUGAGAGGGUAAAUGGUGGUAAACAGAAGGAGAGGGUAAAUGGUGAUAAAGAGGAGAGGAAGGAGAGGGUAAAUGGUGGUAAAGAGGAGGAGAGGGUAAAUGGUGGUAAACAGAAGGAGAGGGCAAAUGGUGGUAUAGAGAAUGAGAGGGUAAAUGGUGGUAAACAGAAGGAGAGGGUAAAUGGUGAUAAAGAGGAGAGGGUAAAUGGUGGUAAAGAGGAUGAGAGGGUAAAUGGUGGUAAACAGAAGGAGAGGGUAAAUGGUGGUAAAGAGGAGGAGAGGGUAAAUGGUGGUAAACAGAAGGAGAGGGUAAAUGGUGGUAAAGACAAAGAGAGGGUAAAUGGUGGUAAACAGAAGGAGAGGGUAAAUGGUGGUAAAGACAAGGAGAGGGUAAAUGGUGGUAAACAGAAGGAGAGGGUAAAUGGUGGUAAACAGAAGGAGAGGGCAAAUGGUGGUAUAGAGAAUGAGAGGGUAAAUGGUGGUAAACAGAAGGAGAGGGUAAAUGGUGGUAUGGAGAAGGAGAGGGUAAAUGGUGGUAAAGACAAGGAGAGGGUAAAUGGUGGUAUAGAGGAGAGGGUAAAUGGUGGUAAACAGAAGGAGAGGGUAAAUGGUGGUAAACAGAAGGAGAGGGCAAACGGUGGUAUAGACAAGGAGAGGGUAAAUGGUGGUAUACAGAAGGAGAAGGUAAAUGGUGGUAAAGACAAGGAGAGGGUAAAUGGUGGUAAACAGAAAGAGAGGGUAAAUGGUGGUAAACAGAAGGAGAGGGUAAAUGGUGGUAAAGAGGAUGAGAGGGUAAAUGGUGGUAAAGAGGAUGAGAGGGUAAAUGGUGGUAUACAGAAGGAGAGGGUAAAUGGUGGUAAAGAGGAUGAGAGGGUAAAUGGUGGUAUACAGAAGGAGAGGGAAUAA